Acaulospora colombiana is the source of this 1155-nucleotide messenger RNA. Lineage: Eukaryota; Fungi; Glomeromycota; Glomeromycetes; Diversisporales; Acaulosporaceae. The record is from the annotation of a GenBank genome assembly.
AUGGUGGCCGUCGAUCCGAAUGCCAGCGAAUGGCUCAAAUCACAACAACGAAGCUCCCGCAAAUACCGCAUUGUAAUUGCCACGCUCGGAAUUAUCGUGCUGCUAGCAAUCAUCGGUGGAGUUGCGUUCGCUCUCACGAGAAGCUCUCACGGAAGACCGGACGGUGCGGGUAACGGAAGUAGCGAAAACGGUGGGCACGGAACCAACACUUCUCCCAAUAAUAACACCGAUCCCUCGGGAAAUGGAACCAGUGGUGCGCAAUAUUACACCUGGGACAAUAAACCUGUCAACUUGACCAUCAUUCCCAAUGCCAAUUUUAAGAAAGCAUUCUACGGGAUGAAUUACGGCCCGGUCAAUGCCUCUUUCCCUUGGUGCGGAAACACUUUGGGUGAUGUCAUCGAGGAUAUCAAAUUGGUCUCGCAACUCACAAAUAGGAUUAGACUCUACGGAAUGGAUUGUCAUAUGGCGGAGUAUACACUCGAAGCGAUUCUCCUUUUGAAACUGAAUAUUACCAUCGUCCCCACGAUUUGGGUGGACGACAAUUACACCACUUACCAAAGGCAGUACAACGAUUUUUUCAACUUGGUGGGAAAAUACGGUGUGGAUCACAUCGAUGGUGUGUCGGUGGGGAACGAAGAGUUACAGACGACAGAAUUGUAUAAACGUAUCGCCGAUGUUCGUACCAAGGUAAACUCGAUGGGUUUCAAGAAGACGAUACCGGUUUUCACCUCGGACCUGGGCUCAAAUGUCGACGCGGCUUUUGUGAAAGCGACCGACAUGAUUUGGGCAAACGUGCAUCCAUAUUUCGCAGGUGUGAAAAUUGAGCAGGCAGCAAAUUGGACACUCCAAUAUUACAAUGAUAACGAUGUCAAAAUAGCAGCUGAUGGCAAAAAAGAUGCCGUGAUGUCGGAAGUAGGUUGGCCAACCGAUGGCGCCCCCUAUCAAGGAUCCGUUCCUACCAUAAAAAACCUACAAAUUUUUUUGGAUACCUUCAUUUGUGAUGCAAAUAAACAAAUUAAAUACUAUUAUUUUGAAACUUUCGAUGCUCCGUGGAAAAAGCAAAGAUGGACCACCUUGGAAGGAAGUUGGGGAUUGUUUAACCCCGAUCGAUCCUUGAAGUCAAAUAUCGUUCUCCCCACUUGCAUCGCCCCAUAA